AUGGCGCAAUUUCUAAAGUGUCCCGACAAUGUUCUCGCCUCCAACAUCGUUCCUUCUCAUGUCUACCAUUACAUUCUUCCUGAGCUCCGCCCUUUUCUACACAACUUGAGGCCCAAUGAAUCGACGAAACUUGUAGACGAUGAUGGUGAAGAGGUGAUUCAAAAGAUAUUGGAUAAAUCGAAUAAUCAAUUGAGAAUGUAUGGAUCGGCCAAGGAGAUUGCAGGGAAUAUCAAAAUAUUCAGAAAUUUCCCUGAAAGUUUUCUUUUUUUCGAUGAGGAUUCGUAUCCUUUCAAUGCAUCGCCCGUCAUCUAUGACAGCUUGAAUGGAGAGAAAUACCUCUGCAAACCGGAUAUAUUUACAAUUAUUCAGAAUAUCGCUCUACAUAGUAUUAAAUAUCCUAAGACCACUUCGUUUCAUUUGUUGCUUGCAAUGGUUCUAAAAUCCAAAAUUACGCAGACUUAUGGACCCGUGGAAUUUGUGAAAUUCGAUGAGAAAAUGUUCGAUGAAAUCGAGAAAGAGAUGAAAGAAUCCGCGCAACGUCUCUAUCUAGAAAUGUUCGUGUUGAAUAAGAAUCACGCAGCGAUCGUUUCAAAACUCCGGGAAUUGAAUCCAACGAUUUGGGAUGAUGCCCCAACAAUUUCAUUACUACAAUCGUGGUUUGAUAAACCAAUCGAACAACAAAAACAGUUCAUUUUUGUCAUGCUCAUCAAAAGUUAUACCAUGAAGUGUAUUGAACAAAUUAUGGCGAAACGAGCAACGCUCUUCAUGUCUACACCGAAAUCUAGCCCAAUUACAGUAAGAUUAUUUGAGGAUGGAGAGGAGAGAUAUGUGAUGGAGGCGGAAUUGUAUCAUGCUUUGAAUAGGGUGUCUACGGGAUCUGACAGAUUCGAAAUUCAUAAUGAUGGAUUGAAUUUCGGAGGAAUGGAUAUGAAUGAUGUGAAGAAGAAAUACGGAAAUCGAAUUCAGACAAUUGAGUUCAUCCGCACUCCGAUUCUUCGCACCAAACACCGUGCAGUUCCUAUUAGAGCACACUUUUCGGAACAAUUCGUUAUUCCAGCUGUCGAUUAUUUUUUCGAAUUAUGGAAAAAUGUGAUUUUGGGAGUCAAACUAUUCCAAAAACAUCAAUGUUCGGAUUGGGGAAAAUUCGUCCCAUUUUUUCACGAGUUUGAUAAUUUUUUUGAUAUUGAAAAAAAGCAGCAGUACUUUCUGAGAGCUGAUAUUCGUGUCGAGAGAGUAGCGAGUAAAUCAUUGGAACAGUACGGAGCUUCAACGGUCAAAGACGUUCGAAAUGCGAAGAAAGACGGAUUCACUGUAGAGAAUCUGAAAAACGAACUGAAAUAUCUGGGACUCACUAACACAUUCCCUGAAAUUCAAGACCAUGCCGAAGCAGUCUAUGAGGAUGUGGAUAGAGUGAAGAAAGAGAGAUAUCUGAGAACAUGCGAUUUGUUUGAUGCAGUGGAGAACUGUCAAUUGAUUUGUGUGCUCAAUAGAGUUCCGAAUUAUCAGAAGUUUCUUCACAAUCAGAAAGGAUGCAAAAGAGUUUUCGGAUACAAAUGUGCACAUUGUGAGAGGGAAGAAGAGGUCAAAAACACGUUAGAUAUCCAGGAUUCUAUGAAAAAUCUCAAAAUCGAGAGCUCAAAUGAGUCGGGUUCAAAUCAAUACUCACAACCGGCGCUGUCUGCUCAAAAAGACUGUGAAAAGUGCAUGGAAUCUUCAAAAACUCUCGAGGAGACUGAAAAUGAGCUGAAAAUGAGCCAAGAUCAGUUGAAGGAGAUGGAGAAGAAGAUAACGAAUACAGAGAAAGAGCUGAGUGAUUCGAAGAAAGAACACGAGAAAAUCGUGGAAUCUGAAGCCAAGAAGACGGAGGAAUUGGCAGAAAAGAAGGAGGAAUUGAGUAAAGAGAAGGAGAAGAAUCAGGAAAAAGAAGAGGAGAUUCUGAAAGCGUCAAGGGAAAAUGAGGAGCUCCAGAAGACAAUUCUCAAGUUGACAGCUGAAAAUGAGGCAAAUGAGAGAAUGAUUGAGAAGCUACUCGAUAGAAUCAGCAAUUUAUCGUCCAAUAACCAGAAAACUAAUGAAAUCGAUGAGAAAACUAUCGAAGAAUUGACUCCAACUGCUUCUGUCACCUCUAAAAAUGCUCCUCUCAUUAUCGAUUGUCUCAUUUGUUCCAGUCAAAUCAAGGCGGGACAAGAAGUCAUCAGAUGUCCAUUGUGCAAACGAAGGUUCCAUUCGAAUUGUGCAUUCAAAUGGCGCAAAGACCACACUCAAUGCCCGGCAUGCAACGGAGAUCUUCCUGGAAUUUAA
Caenorhabditis remanei is the source of this 2301-nucleotide messenger RNA. RefSeq lists its product as uncharacterized. Gene Ontology annotation, biological process: innate immune response. The record is from RefSeq and is a predicted model, not a curated record. Bases 1 to 2301 code for a protein of 766 amino acids. Lineage: Eukaryota; Metazoa; Nematoda; Chromadorea; Rhabditida; Rhabditidae. Gene Ontology annotation, cellular component: membrane raft. The transcript is spliced from 9 exons.